AUGUUUGGCAGCAAUCUUUAUAAUCUCAAGUUGUGGCUUAUGACAAAGCCACGUGGUGAGGGUUUGGACGUUCCUGUUGAGUAUCUUGUGAAUUUGAACCCGGAUACGCUCGAAGAGAAAAAUGUCCACAUACAAGUAGAACGCAGAGCUCUCCUUCGAGAUGACGAUGCCAUAGUUGAUGCAUUCAUCCCGACCCCUGCAGGAGAUCAAUCUCUACUGAUAGCCCAUUCCAAUCAAAAACAAAACGAUCCUGUUUGUAUUCCCAUGGAAGCAUCAUAUCCCCUCGAUCCUAGCAUCCGAGGAGAGUACCAAAUCCCACAUCCCUUCUUUACCUUUCGACUAAAAGAACAUAAGAAUGGUCCUGAAAGGCUCGUUCAAUGGCAGAUCCAUCCAGGUCCUAACAGCCUCUUUCGAUACCUCCUGGUUGAUCUAGGCUAUGAAGGAGAGUUUACACCGUCGAUCUCACAAAAUUUAUCUCCAGAGGCUCACGUACUGGCUAUUUAUCAGCACGUUGGACUCGUUGUUUGGCUACCAGCUGACGUCAGCGAAGGUGUGCUUCUACUUCCUGAACGUGGCCAGUCCAAGAAUCAUGGACAGGAAAUAAUUGUGAUCACCAGUCUACUUGCUUUUCUAUACCAAAUGCGAGGGGUAAAAUGCAUGCAACCACAGAGGAUACUGGGCUGCUCAAACUCGUUGAAGUUGUUCAAGAAGGUGGCGUCAAUGGUCCGAAAACAUUAG
Aspergillus tanneri is the source of this 738-nucleotide messenger RNA. RefSeq lists its product as uncharacterized. The transcript has 2 exons. NCBI's taxonomy places the organism in Eukaryota, Fungi, Ascomycota, Eurotiomycetes, Eurotiales, Aspergillaceae. Bases 1 to 738 code for a protein of 245 amino acids. The record is from RefSeq and is a predicted model, not a curated record.